This is a messenger RNA of Panicum virgatum (switchgrass), 862 nucleotides long. RefSeq lists its product as uncharacterized. The record is from RefSeq and is a predicted model, not a curated record. NCBI's taxonomy places the organism in Eukaryota, Viridiplantae, Streptophyta, Magnoliopsida, Poales, Poaceae. The transcript has 4 exons. The coding region runs from base 134 to 661 and encodes 175 amino acids.
AUAGCCUUGUGGCAAGAGGCGGCGUGACCUAACGGACCAGUUCUCGCGGCGCCUCCCCACCCCCAUCUCCUUUUCCCACCCCGAGUUCGGAUCGACUUCUUCCCCUUGUUAGACGCCGAGGUCCAGAGCCGGAAUGGCUGGCGGCUUCCUCUUCCAGAAGUUCGCCUCCGGGAUGUGGAGAUCGACAAGCCGCCUCAGCGAUCCGAUCAUCCCCCAUGCCUCAGUUGCUGCAAGGUACCUCGGCACAUCCCCAUGGUCUCGUGCGGCUACUAAAGCAGGCUGGCCAACGACUGGGAUGCCAUCAACUGUUGUCAAGAAGCCAACCUUCCUGGUUUCUGUUGGAGGAAUAAUGAAGCGAGCUUAUUCAUCUGGUGCACCCAACAAGCUUGGCGAGACAGAUAUUCAAUUUGGAACCUUCCGACGGCUAAAAAGCUGGGACUGGAUGAUGAAUUGGAUAGAGCAUGGAUUAAAUCAGUGUUCACUACUACUUUUAUUUUCUAUUGUUUUGUCACUAUGUAUUUUGCUCCAACAGCAAGGGACUAUGGGCAUGGCCAUAGUGGUUCCCGUGGUUGCUCUGGUUGCUGCCAUUGCCUUGCCGGUGGUUCAAAAUCCUAAAAGAAAAGGUGCAAAUAAGUUAAGAGCUCCAAGUGCUGUGCUAUGAGGGUGUUACUUGUUUUGUUCUUUCUUUUCCAAGAGAGUGCUGUGCUUUUGAAUUUGUCGUGCUAGAGCACCCCCGCAAUGUCUUGCUACUCAAAAACCAACUUAUGUUGCUACCCAAUUCAUGAUGACAGGCGUGUAAUGUAAUACAUUAUGUUUAUUUUGAAUGUAUCCGCUGAACUUAUGUAUCUGCCCCUUUGAUUAA